This is a messenger RNA of Phytophthora sojae, 1587 nucleotides long. RefSeq lists its product as hypothetical. Gene Ontology annotation, biological process: N-glycan processing. The transcript has 3 exons. NCBI's taxonomy places the organism in Eukaryota, Oomycota, Peronosporomycetes, Peronosporales, Peronosporaceae. The record is from RefSeq and is a predicted model, not a curated record. Bases 1 to 1587 code for a protein of 528 amino acids. Gene Ontology annotation, cellular component: glucosidase II complex.
AUGGCCUUCCAGCACCUCGCGACGUCGCUGGCGCUGCUUUCUCUGUGCGUGCGCGCCUCGGACUGGCGCGGGAUCUCUCCCGAGCUGCAGCAGAAGCUCAGCGCCGUCUCCAGCUUCACGUGCGACAACGGGCAGCAGCGCCUGGAGCUCUCGCGCAUUAAUGACAAUUAUUGCGACUGCGCGGACGGCAGCGACGAGCCCGGCACGUCGGCCUGCUCGCACACGGCCGCGGUGUUCCACUGCGCCAACGCGGGCUUCUUCGCCGCGGACGUGCCGACGUCACGCGUGAACGACGGCGUCUGCGACUGCUGCGACGGCUCGGACGAGUACGCGAGCGGCGCGGGCUGCGCGUCGGACUGCGCGGCUCGCAUGCAGAGCUUCAAGGCCGACAAGAAGGACCUGAUCGAGCAGGUGGAGGCCGGGCUCAAGGACCGCGUGGCGCUGGCCGCGGAGGCGCAGAAGCUCUGGGACGAGCAGCAGCAGAAGAAGGCGGAGGUCGAGGCCUCGGCCGCGUCGCUGCGCGUGAUGGCGGAGCAGUUGGAGGCCCGCAAGGGGGAGGAGGAGAGGCUGGAGCAGGAGGAGAAGCAGAGCCGCGUGCAGGCCAGCAAGCAGGAGAUCUUGAGUCAGUUGGGGCUGCUGGGGCUGUCGAAGGAGCAAUUAGCGUCCAUUAUCCUCGAGAUCGGACGCAACGGCGUCUCGGCCAAGCACGAGCUGAUCCCGAUCAUCCGCAAGGAGCGGGGGGCGGCUCGUGAAGGGGACGAGGAUCUGCCCAAGACGCCGAUGGAGGAGCAGGAUGAGGCUUUUAAGGUCAGGGACGAGGAGAGGCAGAAGGAGACGCGCCGCAUUGAGAAGCUCAUUGAAGAGCGGAAGGAGAGAGAGGAGAAGAAGGCGCAGGAGGCGAAGGAGGCGCUGGAGAAGGCUGCGGCCGAGGCGGCUGAAGGAGAGGAGGAGGAUCUGACGCUGCCGGAGGUGGAGACGCGUCCUAUUGACAAGCUCUACGAGGAGCUGGCGGCUAGCGAGCGCUACGAGCGAAGCCAAGCGCUGGUGACGCGUAAGCAGCACGAGGACACGAAGAAGGAGCUGGAGGAGAAGGAGAAAGAGCUGUCCGAGGUCCAGAAGGUGCUGGAGAAGGACUACGGCGUCGACCACGUCUACUUCGCCCUGCGUGAAAAGUGUGUGGAAUCGAACGCGGGCCAGUACAAGUACAAGAUCUGCUUCUUCGGCAAGGCGACUCAGGACCACACCAAGUUGGGCGACAUGGAGGAGUUUGAGAAGCUCAAUGCGUCCGAUGACGAGGGCUCUGUUGAUGGUGCUUCGGCCUCAGUCGAUACCGCUGUUGAGGAGAUCAAGUUCUCGAAUGGACAGAAGUGCUGGAACGGCCCGAACCGAUCCAUGACGGUGAAGCUCGAGUGUGGCCCUGAGCCGAUGGAGCUCUUCAACAUUGAAGAGCCCAGCACCUGCGUGUACUCUGCAAAGCUGCGUGCGCCUGCGGUAUGCAGCGAGGAGCAUCGCGAGCGGAUCAUGCAGUUCGACUCGGCCAAGGUCACUCCUCACCACAUCGAAAUUGAGGUCCCGGCCACGCCGUGA